AUGGGCUUGGGUGCCCCUGUAAACAGCAUAAACAUGCUCAACGGCGUCCCUGCAUCGACCAGCAUCCUCAGCUCCGCGCAAGGGAACUCGGCAAAUGGCUCAUACAACCAGUCUCCCGGGUUUACUGCGCUUGGGUCCGGGCAUUACGAGCAAUCGGGCCUCGGCUGGAUGCAUGCGACACCCCAACAAGCGCAAUUGGCGCAUACAGGGCCAUCUUUGCAGCAUUCCGCUGUGCCGUCGUCACCUGGGUAUACCGGUCUGGGAUCCUCGCCUCUCUCGCUUUUCGGCACAAACGAUUCGCCCGCAACGCCACAGACGCAGGUGCGGCCGACAAGGAGCUCCGCCGCAUCGAAUGUGUCGCCCGAGUGGCACCUGCAGACUGCGUGCGCGGAAGUGUCGCGGCAGUCUUUUUCGCCGCACCACCAUGCGCGUGCAGCUGCGCUUGCCGCGCGCAGCAUGGUAAACAACCAUGCAGACGCGAAAAAAGGCAUCCAACUUCCCGCGGGUUUUGCGGCGAAUGGACUGAACCUUUCCCAAAGCGAAGAAACGGCACGAGGCGCCGACGACUCGUUCCUUGCCAGCGCAACCUCUGCGAGCGACAAUCAAGGCACGCACGAUGCAGAACAGACGUGGUCCAUUAUCGACAUGGGUGGUCUGCACCUGAAAACGAUUGGGCUGGAAGUGUUCCGCUACUCGUUUCUCACUUCGCUCUUUAUUAACCACAAUAGUCUCACCGCGCUCUCUCCUGCCAUCGUCAACCUGCGCAAUCUCUCUGUGCUGGAUGCGAGUAGCAACAAGCUCGUCAUGAUACCACCCGAGCUUGGUAUGCUCACCGGUCUCAAAGGGCUUUUUUUGUUUGACAACUGUCUCACGGUGCUUCCUCCGGAGCUUGGUACGCUGUACCAGCUCGAGAUGUUGGGCAUCGAGGGGAACCCCAUGCAGGACAAUAUCAUGAGCGUCUUGCAGCGCGAAGGCACGCACGCAGUGAUUACCUACCUGCGCGACUCGUGCCCUGUUCCUGUGCCGCCACCGGAGCGCGAAUGGAUCAAUUUGGACCCCGAUCUGCCGAGCAUGUCGGAGGAGCAAGCGGCGAACGCUACCUUUGCUAUUCUCUCGUACAAUGUCUUGUGCGAGAAGUACGCAACCACGCACAUGUAUGGCUACACGCCGAGCUGGGCACUCGCAUGGGAGUACCGCAAAGAAUUUAUCCUGCAAGAGAUCAUGAGCUACAAUGCCGAUAUUUGCUGUCUGCAGGAGGUCGAAAUGGGCCAGUACGAAGAGUACUUUGCUCCGAAACUCGAGCAGAACGAUUACGAGGGCAUCUUCUGGCCCAAGUCGCGCGCGCGUACAAUGCGCGAUGACGAGCGCAAACAUGUGGAUGGGUGUGCCACCUUUUUCAAUUCGCGUGUCUUCAAGCUCGUCGACAAGCAGCUCAUCGAAUUCAACCAACUCGCGCUGCAGCGCCCCGACUUUAAAAAGACAGAAGACAUCUUUAACCGCGUCAUGACCAAGGACAAUGUCGCGACGAUUGCGAUGCUCGAGCACCGCGUCACGGGCGCAAAGCUCGUGGUCGCAAAUGCACACAUGCACUGGGAUCCGCAGUUCCGCGACGUCAAACUCGUCCAGGCCGCUGUGCUUAUGGAGCAGCUGGAACAGGCGGGACACCGCUUUGCCAAGAUCCCUUCGCAUGUGAAGCCAAGUGAGACGACGCCGCCCAAGUAUACCUCUGGCCUCCAGAUUCCUACCGUCAUCUGCGGCGACUUUAACUCCACGCCGGAUAGCGGUGUGUACGAGUUCCUGAGCAAAGGAAGUGCUCCGGCAAGGCACGUCGACUUUAUGGAUCACACAUACGGCUCCUACACGAGCGAUGGUUUGCACCACGACUAUGCGCUGCGCAGCAGCUACAGCAACGUGGAUGAGCUGCCGUUUACGAACAACACGCCUGGAUUCUGCGGUGUGAUUGAUUAUGUAUGGUAUACGGCAAACACCCUUGCAGCCUCGGGGCUCCUUGGCGAGGUCGACCCCGGGUAUCUCUCGCGUGUGGUUGGUUUUCCCAAUGCCCACUUUCCUUCGGAUCAUAUCUGUCUGCUGACAGAGCUCAGAAUGAAAAUGCCGAAGAACGAGCAUGGUCGAUGA
This is a messenger RNA of Malassezia vespertilionis, 2136 nucleotides long. It is a transcript of the gene CCR4, whose product is annotated as poly(A)-specific ribonuclease. The transcript has a single exon. Gene Ontology annotation, biological process: nuclear-transcribed mRNA poly(A) tail shortening. Gene Ontology annotation, molecular function: poly(A)-specific ribonuclease activity. Gene Ontology annotation, cellular component: nucleus; CCR4-NOT complex; cytoplasm. Lineage: Eukaryota; Fungi; Basidiomycota; Malasseziomycetes; Malasseziales; Malasseziaceae. The coding region runs from base 1 to 2136 and encodes 711 amino acids. The record is from RefSeq and is a predicted model, not a curated record.